AAGUUGACCCACGAAGUGAGGAUGAUAUUGCAUCUCAAAUUAUAGAAGAUAUAUUUGACAAAGACUAUAAGUAUAAAUCAAGUAUGACAGACAAUAGUUCAAGUUUAAUAAAUGAGCAGGACUCAGAGUUAACAAUGCAAGAUAUUAUAUGGAAAAUGAUUGAAUCAGCACAAAUCAAAAUAAUAAAAGAGGCCUUUCGUUUUCGAUAUAGAAAAGAUAGUAAGCUUAUUAGUGAAUAUGCUAAAUAUAUAAAAAAUUUGCGUAAUGCAGAUAACCAAGAUAAGUAUAUAAAAUAUACAGCAAUAACACUUUUCCCAAAUAAUGAUGCAUAUAAUAAAAGAAUGUCAAGAUAUAGAAAAUGGUAUCAAGGUAAAAAGAAACUACUUACCAGUAUAGAAGAUUUAUAUAAUCUUUAUUAUAAGCUAUCCAAAAAGGAUUGGCUUAUGACUGAAACAGAAAUUGAAGAAGCUAUUGAGAAUAUACUUAUAGAUGAGUAA
Molecule: messenger RNA, 497 nt
Organism: Racocetra persica
Lineage: Eukaryota; Fungi; Glomeromycota; Glomeromycetes; Diversisporales; Gigasporaceae
Source: the annotation of a GenBank genome assembly